This is a messenger RNA of Penicillium soppii, 1716 nucleotides long. RefSeq lists its product as uncharacterized. Gene Ontology annotation, molecular function: transmembrane transporter activity. NCBI's taxonomy places the organism in Eukaryota, Fungi, Ascomycota, Eurotiomycetes, Eurotiales, Aspergillaceae. Bases 1 to 1716 code for a protein of 571 amino acids. The record is from RefSeq and is a predicted model, not a curated record. Gene Ontology annotation, biological process: transmembrane transport. The transcript is spliced from 3 exons.
AUGUCUGUUGAGGACCAGAAAGCCGUAAUUGAGUUUGUGGAAGAUGUUGAACCUCAUGGAGUGCAUAAGGGCGGGGUGCUGGUGAGCGCUACAGGGGAUGUUCAGCAGCUGCCCGUACCCAGUAAGGAUGUCAACGACCCUCUCAAUUGGCCGGUCUGGUAUAAGACCGGUGUCAUUGUCAGCUGCUGUUGGUUCUGUAAGGAUUGCUGCUGCUCGAGUAUGCGCAUGGUUACUGACCUGGACUUAGCAAUCAUGUCACUCUCCGUUGUUGGAGGGCUGGGAGCUAUACUUGGACUCUUUAUCGAGACGUAUGGCGCUGAAGGUGUGAGUCCAACCCACGUUGUCUGGUUGAGCACGUUUCCUUCGUUGUUUGUAGGAAUUGGUAAGAGUUUGCUCGUCAAUUGUCAUAGAUUCUACAUCCUAACAUGGACAGGAAACUAUUUGAUUCUCCCUUUGGGUCUCAUAUAUGGCCGCCGAUUUGCCGCAGUCCUCGCUAUCAUUGUCAAUUUCGUUUUUACCAUUGCAUGCGCCGUAUCGUCUAGCUUUGAACAGCACUUCGCUUUCCGCAUCAUACAGGGACUGGCGACCGGUGCCACCGAGUCGCUUCUUCCCUUGAUGCUCUCCGAAGUGACUUUCAUACAUCAACGAGGGCUCAUCUUCGGUCUGUACUGGACGACACAGAACGUCGUAACCAGUUGCCUGAAUAUGGCCAGCUCAUAUGAAGCAGCAGCCCUCGGAUGGCGCUGGUUCUAUUGGGUGUAUGUGAUUGCCAUCGGUGUGGGUCUGAUUCUGGUCGUAUUUGGUUGCUUCGAGACGAAGUAUCAACGUGGUGCACAGUUCCUCAAUGGACAGGUUGUUCUCACAGAUCAAUUUGGUGUGACGCGAGUUCUCAUAGCGGCCGAGGCCCAAUCUUAUCUACAGGCAGCAAAUGCAGAUGAUAACAACAUCCCCGAUGAGACACGGCCUAAGAAAUCCUACCUUCAGAUGCUGAAGUUGUGGCAGAAACCCGUGCAAAACCCUAUUCGAACAGUCCUUAUCACAUGGUUCCACAUGUUCGAGGCUUUCACCUCACCGGGAAUUCUAUACGCCACACUGUUGUCAUCGGUAGUGCUUGGCUCUUCGAUUGGCUGCUCAUUGACCUAUGAUACUGUCCUCCAAAGCUACGGCUGGCCUGCCAAGAAUGUCGGUUUGAUCAAUCUAGGCGGAGUCUUCGGAGGCAUUGCAGCCAUGUUAUACGCCGGUGUGUUUGGCGAUUGGUUUAUUCUGUAUAUGGCUAAGUGCUCCGGUGGUGUUCAUACUCCGGAGCAUCGACUGAUUCUGCUGAUCAUCCCUGGGAUCCUCAUGGUCGUAUCCCUUCUCCUGUAUGGGUUCACUGCGGGCGGCGGUUCUACAUGGGGCGGGCCAUUCAUGGGUUGGACCAUUCUUCAAACCGGCUUUGUGUCGGUUCUGAUCCUUUCUACAUCUUUUGCGGCUGAGGCUUGGGAGAAGAAUCCCGGUCCUGCUCUUGUGACAGUGGUUGGGACUAAGAACAUCAUUUCAUUUGGAAUCAGCUACGGCUUGGUGCCCAUGGUGGCAAAGUAUAGCUACCCGACUGCGAUGGGUAUCCUCACUGCAGUCACAGGUGGUGUUUUUCUCUUUGGAAUUCCAGUUUAUUUCUUCAAUCCUGCUUGGCGUCGAUACAUGCAGCGACGAGAGGAGUCGAGUGCAACUCAAUAG